AUGAGAUAUAACGCUCGUACGAUGGUGGCUAAUUUCAACGUUCAACUACAAGCAAAUUUUCUUCAGGUAUCAGGCGUUCGUCAGGCGUUCGUUGAAGAGUACAUCCCCGAGGAUUUGGAUCAAGUCCAAGCUGAUGAAGCACCAGAUGAUGGAAACGAAGACGAAAAUAGCGAUGAUGAAGAUUUUGAUUUUAACAGUGAUGACAACUGUACUGAUAGCGACAAUGAAAGUGAACCUCUUGGUAACGCAACGACAGGAUGGUCAGCUUUGGAUAAACGAAAUAUAUUCCUGUUGACAGACUCUAUUACAACAUCGCCGAGCUAUAGGUGCAUUACUCCUUGUUCCUCUCACACAAGACCGCCGCAUAAAGUUCCUUGGAAAACGGAAUAUGGGAAGGCUAGCAUUCUCCUUUUGUCCAAGCUGUGUUAUUUGUCAUUUUUGAAAUGUCAAAAUGCUCUCCGCAACUCUACGCGCUUUGUCCUCUUUCCGGAAUACAAGAUGACAACCAAGCUGACCAGGAGAUCCUUUUCUAUUUACGACAAUCGUAUAUUCAACCGUGCAAUGAAGAAGCACUAUACAAGUUGGACGUCCAUCAAUUGUCGUACCAAGAGGUCGCCCAAGACGAGCGGAACGGCUGAAGAAAGUGAUGAUGAGGAUGAAGAUCAUGAGCAGCCAUCGAAUAUCAAGGCGAUGUGGGUCAUAUCAUGUCGGAGCAAGCGGCUAUCCAUAGCAAUGGAUCGCCUAGAGCAUAUUUACUAUGCUGAGCGAGACAACGUAGAAAAUUCCUUGUUUGAUGAUGGCCAUGUCAUAGACGGUCGCAAUAACAGUGCUGACGGUCGCAAUAACAGUGCUAGUAACUCGGAUGAUGCUAUCGGCCAACCACCACACAUAUUUGAGCUACCGGAAAUUGUGCGGGACAGCGUUGAGGGAACAAGGGAAAUGUCACUUCAGUCAGCAAUGGCUACCUUCAAGAACACACUAUUGACACCGGAAACCCACAUGCCUCGUAUGAAAAAGGUCAGUGAUCCACCACGGCAACUUCCAGUGUCUCCUGCAGAAGUGACAGUAGUGGCUUGGGGAAAUGGUAAGAAAGGGACAGCCACCAAUGCCAAAUGA
Molecule: messenger RNA, 1116 nt
Organism: Umbelopsis ramanniana AG
Lineage: Eukaryota; Fungi; Mucoromycota; Umbelopsidomycetes; Umbelopsidales; Umbelopsidaceae
Exons: 5
Coding region: 1-1116 (371 amino acids)
Source: RefSeq, a predicted model, not a curated record